AAUUUGAAAAUACUUACUAAAUUACUAUGCCAAAUUGCUGACCCUAGCUAAUUUCAGUUACUUGAGCAUUGUAAUUAGUUGGAUUUUUAUUGCUAUUGAAUCAGCAAUCUCUAAUUACUGUUCAGUAUUUUCAUAAUUUCUGUUCAAAGUUCAUAUUAUCGUUUCCGCAAUAUAGCUUUAUCAAUAAAAUGGAAUGCGACUCACUGUAGUGUAGUGCAAAAAAAUGAAAAUGGCGUUGUUUAAGUUGUUUAGGAAUUAGUGCACGUUAUUGUUAAAUACGAGAAUUUAACUGUCGUUAAGGUGAAAUAAUUUUCGUUGUUUGUUAAAAUUGUUCACCACUAUGACACGAAGAAGUGAACGCACAAAAGAGAAAGAAAAACAGAAGGAUAGUGAGAAAGAAAAAGGUGCAGAACGGAAACACGAUAAGUCUAAACACUCGCGAAAGCAUUCAAGACGGAGGCGGAAAUCGUCUUCUUCCUCCCCGGACCGAGAUGGGUCGGGGGCAGAGGAGCGCAGUGUGAAGACUCUUGAAGGGAAUGACUCUGACAAAGAUGUUGGUAGCAGUGGCCCAGGGAAAAAAGAAGUGAAGCCUGGCAUGGCAGCAGGAGUUUCUAAAGCAAGCUCUGCAGAAGAUGCAAGCCGCAAGUUAUGCAAGAAACCCAGUGAUGACAACAAAGCGGAAGAAGUUGAUGGUGAUAAAAAUGUCAGUGAAGAUGAGUGGAAAGAAGACAAGUCAUUUUGGGAAGAAGAUGGUGAAGGAAAAAAUGUGGAUCCUGCCUCUGCAGACAAGCACAAGGACAGCAAGACGCCCGUGUGGCAGGUGAAAAGUUCAGAGGGCGGGGAACCCAACAAGCUUAAGCUGUGUAUUGUCCGUCCCGCCGAACUGCCCGAGCAGUUGAGUCCUCGCAGGAAGAAACGUGUCAGCAGACAUUCCAGCAGCAGUCAGAAUUCAAAUAAAGAUAAAAUGGAUGAAGUAGAUGAUUCUGAAAAGGAUGUAGAAAGUUCUGUACAAAAGAAUAAAUUGGAGACAAUAGAAGAUAACGAAUCAGUACAUGAGUCAAUAGAAGAUGCUGGGCCAUCUGUAGAUUCUUUAGGUGGAGUUCCAGAGCCUGCAAGUGCAGUAUUAACUCCAGAAGAUAAAUUGAUAGUCAUACCUGAAACUAAAGUUGAACAUGAUAAAAAAGAAGAGGUAGAAGAAGAUGGCAGUACUGAAAAGGCAAAGUUAUCAGAAGUGGAAGUGACAUGUGAUGAUUUAACCAAUUCAAAUCAGCAAAUUGUAAACAUUGAAUUGUGUGAGAUAAGUUUACCCCCUGACCGCGAAACAAUGGAUGCGGAAAGUUUAACAGCAUUAGAAAAUGGACCUGCCGGUAGUUCAAACAAAAUUGAUUCACCGAAACACAACAGUAUACUUAGUGAAAUUAUUGAAGAUGUUCCAAAAGUUUCAGAGCUAAUUGAUUCAAGAGAACCUUGCUCCAAAGAGUCCGAAAGCCCAAAAGAACAAGAAUCAUUAGCUGAGGAGCAUGUGGAUGUAACUAUAUCUGAAGAAAAGCUUAAGAUUGUAGAUAAAGAAAAAGAGAAGAUAUCAGCUUUGUCGGAUGAUUCCUCAGAUGAUACACUUAAAGUCAGAGAAUCCCCAGUAGCCAGGGUUACAAGAAAAGACUCUAGUGAUUCAUCAGAUAGCUGUGAUAAAGUGUCAAAAGAAAACACAGAAGAGAUGCACAAAAAAUUAUUAAAGAGGCAUGCUCAGAAAAGAUCUUCGGAAGACAGAGAAUCUUCAGAAGAAAAAUCACAGAUCGAAAGCAAAGACAAAGUAAUUGAUGAAGAAAAGAUAAGUGAAAAAGAAAGCAAAGAAGAAAUAAAAAAUAUUAGUAGUCCAGAAGAGAAGUGUUCAAUGAGUUUGAACAGUCCAGAUAGUGAAGAUUUAGUGAAAAGAGAAUUGAGGAUCCGGAAAUCAUUAGAAGAAAGGGCGAAAGUGCGGAAGUUAAGUAGCAGUAGUGAAAACAGAGUAAAGGUAGAUCGUAGUAGUAGAGAGUCAUCGGAGAGUCGAAGUGAAUCUGAAGAAAGAUCUGAAGUUAGUAAACUUGAUGAGAAAAACAGUGCAUCCGGUGUAAAGAAUCGAAGGCUGAGCCGUGAGCCCAUUGCUAGUAGGAGGUUGGACCGCAAAGAUUCCACUGGUAAUGCACAUGCUAAGAUGGAGGACAAGGAGAGAAGUGCAAGUCCGAAAGAAGAGAGAGUUAAGAGUCCUGGACGAAAAAUACGCAGGAUUGCACUUAGGAGGUCACAUUCGACUAAAGAGGAUGCCAGCGCUGAUGCUGAUGUUGAUGCUUCCAAAAAUGAAGAGAAUAAAGAGAAUGCAGUCUCAUCAAUUAUAGAAGAAGGAGAAAUUGUCUCUGAGCCACCGAUGCAAGUUAAGAAAAGGCGCUGGGGGACAACCAGAACAUCUCGCACCUUAAAGAAAACGUUUUCCAUUUCAAAUGAUUUUUUGAAGAACAUCAUUCCGGAUGCUAAGCCUGUCCCAGUGUCUGAGGUCCAGCUUACUCUGGACGACGACAGGAAACACAGGGAGCACAGGGAGCACAGGGAGCACAGGGAGAAGAGCGACCACUCCAAACGUAGAGUGGUGGAGGUGGAGAAGAAAGAGGGGCUUGUGGACAAACCGGUUGUCCCUCCUCCCACCGUGAGGGAGCCACAGAUGAUCAAUGUUUCCAUAGCAAAUGACCAUAGAGGUUCCCAUUUUCUUUCAGUCACUCGCAAAAUAUCACUUGUGUCUGAUGAUGCUCGUGCUUUGCAACGUUCUCCGAGCCCACCCAGACACAAGACGUCCAACAUUCUUUUCAUUACCAACCUCGUGCGUCCAUUCACCGUGAAUCAGUUAAAAGAACUGUUGGCAAGAACAGGAACUAUAGUGGAAGGUGGAUUCUGGAUUGACGGCAUCAAAUCCAAAUGCUAUGUGCAAUACUCGAGCGAGACGGAAGCGAGGGAGACGAGGCACGCGCUGCACGGUGUGCGGUGGCCGGUGUCCAACCCCAAGCAGCUGUGCGUGGACUUCGGGAAGAAGGAGGACAUGGAGAUGGCCAUGGUGUUGUCCGAGACGGAGUCGGUCCCCCGCAAGACGGCCCCCCUCAACGUGGAGGAGUGGGUGGUGGACCAGGCCCGGGCCAAGGUGCUGGAGCGCGAAGAGCGCGAGCACGAGCGGGAGAGGAGCAAGGUCAAGGAGAGGGUGCCGCCCAGUCACCCGGUUCACCCGGUUCACCCGGUUCACCCAGUUCACCCAGUUCACCCGGUUCACCCCGUGCCGCCGCCCGAGCCCGCCGAACACAUUAGGAAGUUUCCACCUGUGGUGCGAGAGUGGGAUAUUGGUAAGUUGGAACAUCCCUCUCCAAGCGAGCGAGAGUUGAGGUACGAAGAGCAGCAGCGUAACAGAGAGCGGGAAAAGAGAAUGAAAGAGAAGCGAGCCCACCGCAGUAGAUCUCCAUCCCAUGAACCACCAGUUCGUAAAGCAAAGAAAAAAGAGGAAGAUGCUCCAGCAAAACUUUUGGAUGAUUUGUUUAAAAAAACGAAGACCACGCCAUGUAUUUAUUGGCUGCCGUUAACUGCGGAGCAAAUAGUGGUGAAGGAGGAGAUGCGUCGGAGGCACAUGGCGGAACACGAGCGCCGCAUGGCGGAGAUGAAGAAGGCGGACCAGGAGCGAGAGCGCCGCCUGGCGGAGAUGAAGAAGGCAGAGCAGGAGCGGGAGCGUGCGCGGGCUGUGCAGCGGCUGCAGCGUAGAGUCGGGGGGGAUGCUGCGGACAAGCCGCGAGACAAGGAGAAGGACAAGGACAAGGACAAGGACAAGGAGAAAGGAAAGUCUCGCCGGCGGAGGUCCACCAGCGCGGCACCCAAGAAGUAGAUCGAGCUCAUCUGCGGUGUCAGCAUUGAGUUCAGGAGCUUGUAAUGUCAAACAAGUGGAAAUGAAUCCGAUGCAUUGAGCUCAAUGCCACCUAAAACCAUCAGCGAUCCGGUUGCAACGCACUCAGCAUCUCGUAAAGAAAUGGUCGGUUGCCUUUUAAAUUACACUUUUUUUCUUUUUUUACUUAAAUCCAUUCACAAUUUAUAGUUAAGACAGUUUAAAUAGUCAAGUAAAGUUAAUGGAUGAUUUUUUAGUUUCUUUUGAGUUUCAAGGUAGUUUAAAUAUUUAUAAACCAUUUUGUAUUGAUUAUAGUUUUUUGUGUUUGGUUUUCAUUUUCCAAAAUUUUUGAUCUGGUUAAUUUUAACUAAGGUUUAAUAAUUUGGAGUUAAAUUAAUAAAUUAUUUAAUAAUCAGUGUACUUUUUGUCUAAUGUAAUUAGUGAGACAUUAAUUUAGAUCCAAAAUUUCAAUUUCAGAAUUUCCAAAAUAUUAAUUUGUAUGGCUAGUGUUUGUGACUACCUUUCUUCCAUUCCUUUCCUGCAAGUCCUUGUUCCCCAUCCAACUCUUUGCAGGUGUUUCAGCAUUUUCUUUCCAGGUACUCAUCUGAACAAAAAAAUAUCAGUGUUGUGAAUAGCUGCUGAUUCAAUUUUUAUCUCCAGGCCAAGGCAGCAGCCCAUGCACAGGGCUUGGGGGGAUGAAGUGGGUUCCUGGAACCCAAUGCGGGCAAAUAUUCAAUCACGAAACGUUGGUUGGCAAGCUGGCAAGAAAAAUUUUCAUCGGUGUCUCCGUCGGUCAAACACAGUAGCAACGCAGUGAACUGUACGUUCAUUAUCUCAGAAAUACAGGCGGUGCACAGCAUAAUAUGGUUUUGAACUGUUCGGUGCAGCAGUGAAGAAAAUUAAUUUUUGACAGAAAAAUUUUCUAGUUUUGGUUUUUUGAACAGUGAAUAUUUUGGUAACCACGCUUGUAAUCAGAUGGUACUGUUUAUGCUUCAGUUAUGUGAAGAUAACUAUUGAAGAAACUACGUUCGCACACAGAAAUAAACUGUAAAUUGAUAAGUUGAAAUCUUUGUACAAGUUUCCUGGGAGUGAUUAGCGAGUUAACAAGUAUAUUCAAUUAAGAUAAAAAAGUUUGUUGGACUGAAUGUAAUUUAACUAUUGUACUGCAAUAUAUAUUUAAGACAAAACAUGUUAUUUGUUAAUUUUAUAGCUUCAAAAGGAAGAGAAUCUUUUUUUUUUUACCUCACAGUUGUAAAUAUUCCACAGUUUUACAUAGUAUGAAACAUAAAGUGUUGGCUAUUUGUGGUAGAUGUAGAAAAGUUGUAAAUACACAUUUCUUGAGAAUUUGUGUUAAAAAUUAUUGUGGGGUUAAUUUGUGUGUAUCAUUUUAAAUGGUAGCAUUUGUUAGUUGUAUUAGACAUGACAUUUUGUGUUUUUAAAUAAAUCAUGCAAUUUGCAUUUUUAUAAUACAGUGAAUGUACAUGAGAUAUUGGAACAUCUUUGUUCACAUGAAGAUGUACAUAAAAAUAAAUAAUAGUGCUAAAAACUAA
This is a messenger RNA of Bacillus rossius redtenbacheri, 5436 nucleotides long. RefSeq names its product apoptotic chromatin condensation inducer in the nucleus (gene Acn). Bases 341 to 3889 code for a protein of 1182 amino acids. The record is from RefSeq and is a predicted model, not a curated record. Gene Ontology annotation, biological process: RNA splicing. Gene Ontology annotation, molecular function: RNA binding. Lineage: Eukaryota; Metazoa; Arthropoda; Insecta; Phasmatodea; Bacillidae. Gene Ontology annotation, cellular component: precatalytic spliceosome; ASAP complex. The transcript has 13 exons.